This is a messenger RNA of Thunnus maccoyii (southern bluefin tuna), 3509 nucleotides long. It is a transcript of the gene rxfp2a, whose product is annotated as relaxin family peptide receptor 2a. Bases 917 to 3409 code for a protein of 830 amino acids. NCBI's taxonomy places the organism in Eukaryota, Metazoa, Chordata, Actinopteri, Scombriformes, Scombridae. The transcript is spliced from 21 exons. The record is from RefSeq and is a predicted model, not a curated record. Gene Ontology annotation, biological process: G protein-coupled receptor signaling pathway. Gene Ontology annotation, cellular component: membrane. Gene Ontology annotation, molecular function: protein binding; G protein-coupled receptor activity.
UAGAUAUUUAAACAGACGGACAACAACGGAUCAGACAGAGAUUAACUUUCCUGCUACAUUAAUACAUGAUGACAUGAGGAACACAUGAGGAAAUAAAUGAGGUGAAAACAAUGAUUAAACUAAAGAAGGAAAUAAAUCUGGACAGCUUCUAGAUCAGGGGUCACCAAUGCAGUGCCCGCGGGCACAAGGUCGCCCGCAAGGACCACGAGGCAUGUUCUAAAAAUAGCCCUGGUCACAAUGGAGCUCUGUCUAAAACAUUUUUGUUGCUUUACUUUUUGAAUCAGAAUCGCUUAAUGCAGAUUUUAAAAUGACGAUAUUUAAUAUCAAAAUUUUAAAACAAAAAUGUUUUAUGUGUAUAACGAACUCUGGCCUUUUCUGGAGUCAAAGGUCAAUAUUGCGCGCAUGUCAAUGGUCAACACAUCUCUUUCCUGACACAGUGACGCGGUGCAGCGACGAUGAGGAGUUACUUGUGCUUUAGCCCCAAAAAACAUGGCAGAAAAGCGACAGAGGACAUACUAUUUUCACAGUGAUUGGGAGGAAGAGUUCUUUUUUUACGUCAGUCAAAGAAAAAUGUGUGUGUCUUAUUUGCGGGACGACUAUUGCAACAGCAAAGCGGCACAAUGUGGAGAGACACUUCAGUACGUGUCGCGAAAGCUUCAAUGCUAACUACCCACCCGGCAGCGCAUUAAGGACACUGAAGCUUUGGACAAACAACAGUCUUUUUUCACGAGGCCGGUGAAAAAAAUCACAAAAAGCAACCGAAGCUUCGUUUAGAGCUGCACAUGUUUUGAUAAAGAACAAGAAAGGAGGUUUUUAAAGAAGCUAUGAUGAUUGUUGCUAACACAGUCUUCAAAGAGAGAAGCAUGGUCCCGAUGUCAUCUCUGCCCUCUCCGAUGUCCAACUUGGAGCAAGUACGAUGGCUAGACGGGUGUCAUUUAUGUCCGAGAACUUAACAGAGCAACUGGACCGGGAUCUCGCUACGUGCAGGUGGUUUAGCAUCCAGUGUGACGAGUCGGUCGACAGCACCAGCACAGCUCAGCUGAUGAUAUCUCUACAAAAGAAGACACUUCUGCCCCUGAAGACAACAACGAGGGGAAUUGACAUCUACAACGCGGUGAAAAGCUUCUUUUUGGAGAAAAAGGUACCAUUAGAGAAGCUGGUGUCGGUGACAACAGACGAGGCCUCCGCCAUGACGGGCCGGCAUGCAGGCUUCAUUGCGCAAUGCAAAGCGCUGUUGGCCAGCAGGGCAGAAGUAGAAGUUGAAUGCCCCCUCGGCCAGUUCCCAUGUGGGAACAUGAGUGAGUGUCUCCCUCAGGCUCUGCACUGUAACGGAUAUAAAGACUGUCCGAAUGGAGCGGACGAACGGCGCUGUGGGGACAAUAUUGGUUGGGCGGACUUAUUUGGCCGAACACUACAGAAUCCCAGUCCUGUGGACUUCCUGGAUGAGUGCUUCUUGCAGGAGUAUCCAGAGAGUUGUGACUGCGUACUGACAGAUGUUGAGUGUGUGGAGGUCAACCUGCAGGAUGUUCCACCACUCUCUCCAAAUGUUACCUGGCUGUCGCUGAGGAGCAAUGAGAUCCGAGUGUUGUCUGAUUAUGUCUUCUCAGCGUAUCCUGCCCUGGAGAGACUGUUUCUGCAAAACAACAGCCUCCAGUUCAUAUCCAAACAUGCCUUCAGCGGCCUGUACAAUCUAAAGAGGUUGUUUCUCAGUGAGAACUUGAUAUCCUCGCUUAGUCCUGGUGUGUUCAGGGACCUCCAUCAGUUACAGUGGCUGAUGUUGGAUCAUAACCCACUAAGCAGCUUGUCCCAGGACACCUUCAUUGGGCUCCAGUCUCUCAUGUACCUAUCCAUGGUGGACACCUCGCUGCAGCAGCUUCCUUACCCGAGUUUCUGUCAACACAUGCCUGCCUUGGACUGGCUGGAUCUUGAGGGAAAUCUGAUUCAAACUCUCAACUACUCAAUCUUGAAGACAUGCAGCAAGCUUGAAGUACUAUUACUGAUGGACAACAGGAUCAGAAGAGUUCCUGAAAACACCUUCCAGUCUCUGUUGAAACUGGCUGAACUGAAUCUGUCCAGCAACAAGAUCAGGGAGCUGCCGAAAAACACCUUUAAGAGCCUUUCCAAGUCGCUCCUCAAACUAAAUAUUUCCCACAAUCCCCUUCUCCGCAUUCACCCCAGCCACUUCAACCACCUGACACAUCUUCAGUCUCUGGCGCUGGAAGGGCUUGAGAUACCAGAUAUUCAGACUAAGAUGUUUCUGCCUAUGAAGAACCUCUCCCACAUCUACUUUAAGACGUUCCAGUACUGCUCCUAUGCACCUCAUGUCAGGUCCUGUAAGCCCAACACAGACGGUAUCUCCUCUUUUGAGGACCUGCUGGCUAACAUAGUGCUGCGGGUGUCUGUGUGGGUCAUGGCCUUCAUUACCUGCUUUGGUAACCUUUUAGUCAUUGGCAUGCGGUCGCUGAUACGAGCUGAGAACAACCUGCAUGCUGCCUGCAUCAAAGUCCUCUGCUGCGCAGACUGUCUCAUGGGAGUUUACCUGUUUUUUGUUGGAGUGUUUGAUGUGAAAUUCCGCGGGCAGUACAAUCGUAAUGCCCUGCUCUGGAUGGAGAGUGUGGCGUGUCGGACCAUUGGAUUCCUGGCCAUGCUCUCCUCAGAGGUGUCUGUUCUCCUCCUGACCUACCUGACUCUGGAGAAGUUCCUGGUCAUUGUCUUCCCUUUCAGCAAUCUGCGCCCAGGCAAACUUCAGACUGGGGUGGUGCUGGCCUCUAUCUGGCUACUGGGGUUCAUCAUUGCUGUUGUUCCCCUAAUGAAUGAGGACGUGUUUGGAAACUACUAUGGACGUAAUGGGGUCUGCUUUCCCCUGCACUCUGACAGGCAAGAAAAACCUACUGCCAAAGGAUAUUCCACAGGGAUUUUUCUGGGUCUAAACCUGGUGGCAUUCCUGGUGAUCGUCUUCUCCUACUCCAGCAUGUUCUAUUCCAUCUAUAAAACUGGCAUCAAUGCGACAGACCUGAGGAGCAGACUGCACAGAGAUGUGGCUGUGGCCAACAGGUUUUUCUUCAUAGUGUUCUCUGAUGCCCUCUGCUGGAUUCCCAUAUUUUUGGUGAAAGUCCUCUCACUUAUGGAGGUGGAGAUACCUGGCACCAUUUCCAGUUGGUUAGUCAUCUUCAUCCUUCCCAUCAACAGCGCCUUGAACCCCAUCCUCUACACCUUGACCACCAGCUUCUUCAGGGAGCAGGUGGAACUUUUACUCUGUCGGUGGCAGAGGAGACACACCUUGAAAAAAGAUCGGAAAAGCCUCACCUCCUCCACAAUCUUCAUGGAGACGUCAAGGGCUCCUUGCUACCAUCCACCAGCCUACCUCCAGCGUGUGUCACUGACCAGCGCAGAUCCUCGCUAUGCCUGAGGGAGGCAGGAAUCAUUUUGAGCUAUCUGGGGUUCAGUGUCUUGCUCAAGGACAUGUGGACAGGAGGAGCCAGUGAUCAACCCUACAAUUAAUGGAUGAC